Molecule: messenger RNA, 729 nt
Organism: Microthlaspi erraticum
Lineage: Eukaryota; Viridiplantae; Streptophyta; Magnoliopsida; Brassicales; Brassicaceae
Source: the annotation of a GenBank genome assembly
AUGGCGAUACCCGAGGAAGAAGUUACACUUCUAGACUAUUCCGUUAACGGGUCCAUCGACCACCGUGGACUUCCCGCCGGAAAAUAUUCCACCGGAGGAUGGAGAUCGGCCUGGUACAUUAUAGGUGUGGAAGUUGCAGAGAAAUUCGCUUACUUUGGGAUUGCAUGCAAUUUGAUUACUUACCUCACCGGACCCCUUGGACAAUCGAUGGCGACCGCCGCCGUGAACGUAAACACAUGGUUAGGAACCGCCUUGAUGCUUCCUAUUUUAGGAGCUUUCGUAGCAGACGCUUAUCUUGGUCGUUACCGGACAAUUCUUGUAGCAUCUCUCAUCUACAUACUGGGACUAGCACUAUUAACCCUAUCAGCGUCCUUGAUCAUAAUGGGAUCAUCUGAGCAAAGUAACGACGCUUCUGCUAAACCGUCUUUUUGGGUGAAUAUAUUAUUCUUCUGUUCUUUGUAUUUGGUGGCGAUCGGACAAGGUGGACACACGCCGUGUGUUCAAGCGUUCGGUGCGGACCAGUUUGACUCGGAAGAUCCAAAGGAGGUAAUAUCAAGAGGAUCGUUUUUCAACUGGUGGUUCUUGAGUUUAUCCGCUGGAAUAAGUUUAUCGAUUAUAGUGGUUGCGUAUGUGCAAGAUAUUGUUAAUUGGGCGUUUGGGUUUGGAAUCCCUUGCUUGUUCAUGGUUACGGCUCUUGUUAUCUUCUUGCUCGGAAGAAAAAAGUUAUAG